Chaetomium fimeti is the source of this 4224-nucleotide messenger RNA. RefSeq lists its product as uncharacterized. The transcript is spliced from 10 exons. NCBI's taxonomy places the organism in Eukaryota, Fungi, Ascomycota, Sordariomycetes, Sordariales, Chaetomiaceae. The coding region runs from base 1 to 4224 and encodes 1407 amino acids. The record is from RefSeq and is a predicted model, not a curated record.
AUGGAGCACAGCCUCGACAAAUGGGCAAGGACUGUGUUCCGACUGCGCGGAUUGCCCGACGCAGUCACCGCUUUGGAGAGCGCAACAAGCCUGAUCCAAGAGCGUUUGGGCGGUGUCGCGUUUGCCAGUAUUCGCGUCCUCUCGCUCGCCACUUCUCUUAAUUUCUGGGAGAGCCCACCAUCCAAGGUCGCGACUGUCAUGUUCUCAGCGACGCCCCAUUUUGUACUGAACGACCCCGACGCGAAGGAAUGGCCAGUUGCCUCCAAGGAUGGCCUGGCAGAUCAAGAUCUCAUUCUUGACGUUCAUUUUAUGGGCAUGACGCCGCUGAGUGAUGCGAAAGAAUCAAGCUAUCUGGCCGAUUGCAUCGCUGUCUCUGGCCUUGCCAGCCACCCUUUCGGCUCGUGGCAACCAAAGGGGGGAGACAAAAGUUUCAUGUGGAUUCGAGAUAGCCUGCCCAAACACCUCCCCGGAACACGGGCAAUUCUAUACGGCUACGAUACCAAACUCCUCAAUAGCGACUCCUUUCAAAGCAUUCCCGAUCUCGCCCGCGAGCUCAUCAACCAACUUCAAGCAUAUGGUUGGGGCACACAGAUAAGGCGGCCCCUCGUCUUUCUCGCCCACAGCCUGGGAGGGCUUGUUCUCAAAGAAGCCUUGGUUCAGCUUGACAGAAGCCAAGAUGAGGCGUACAAGUCUCUCCUCUCUGUGGUGCGCGGAAGUGUUUGUUUUGGGGUCCCUAACCUGGGCAUGGAACAAGCCCAUUUUCGCACCGUUGUUCAGAACAACCCCAACGAGGCACUUGUAGAUGACAUCGCUCGAAACUCAAACUACCUUCGGCGACUUAAUGAAGAGUUCUCUGGGAGUUCAUUCAAUCACCACUUGAGAUGCUUCUGGGCGUUCGAGACCUCGGAAUCUCCAACUCGAACAGCGGAUGGCCGAGUCGGCCGCAAUGGCCCCCCCGCCAUCUUGGUGAGUCGGGAGUCCGCGACUUGUAGACUGAUCGAGAAGGAUCCCUCAGCCACAUUCCCAAUCAAUGCUACUCACUCGGAUAUGGUGAAGUUCACAAAAGACUCGCAUUACUAUCAUGUUGUUGUUUCAAAAUUGCGGAGAAUCCUUACCUCCACCCCUCAGGUCGACCAAAGCACAACUGAGUCGUGUACAGCAGAUCCUCAGCCCUCGGAAGCCUCCAAGCCCAACCAUCCUUUUCAACGUCUCGCGGGCCUCACCGAAGCUACACUGAGGGACAUUACCACUACGACGUUCACCCAAGUGCAAAGUAUUGUGCGACAAAUCCAAACGGAACAAGAGAGACAAGGGAGCCUAAUGUAUAUGAAAAGGCUUCAGCCUUUUUUGGUAUCGAUGCAGCAGUUUAGCAAGGCCGUCAAGGAUACCAACGCGUUUCUGGACCUGCCGCUCGCGAUGGCGUAUGUCUGGUUGGUAUCCGCGACCCCAGAGGCAUUACAUGCCCUUCUCGACGCCUACCAGAUCAUUGGCGAACACAUUCCUUUGGUCCAAUAUUCUCAAGCAUUGAAGUCGCUCCCUCACUUGCAGGACGUCCUAGCCAUGAUAUACAAAGAUGUGAUCUGGUUCAACCGAGAGACAAUUCGGCAGUGGCGGGAACUUUUUGGGGCCUCGUGGAGAGACUUCAUGCCCGUUAUUGACCAUAUCAGGCAUAACCUUGAGCAGUGUAAACGGUUAAUUGAGAGCCGAAUCCCGCCGCCGCAGUUUGAAGAGAUCCAAAAUCAUCGACUUCGAGAGAUACGGAACCUUGAGGUCGAAAGAUCGGCUCGAGAGGCCAAGGACCGGAUCAUGGUUGCGCAAUGGCUCUCAGGAUUCAACGGUGAAGCCAUACAAGAUCAGUAUCGGGGCCGACGGUCAAUCUGCGAAGACCCAGGCAGAUGGCUUGUCGAUGACCAGCGAUUUCAGAAAUGGUACAGCUCUGAAUGCUGUCCGAACCCACUGCUUUGGCUCAGCGGCAUUCCGGGUGCUGCGUCCAUCGUCAUCGACGAACUCCGGCGCUUACCAGAUGCAGUUGUCGUUUUCUUCUACUGCAAACAUGAUGAAGAAACACGCAACACAUUUCUCAGCGUCGCAAGAUCCAUCUUAUCACAGCUUUUGUCGCAAAACCCUCGUCUACUCUCCUACCUACAUCAACAUGCUUCGUUAAGCAGCGAUCUGUCGCUAACUUCGAUGUCGCUUGCUAAGGAUAUGAUGCGGACGGCCUUGCUAAGCUGCGAAAGGACGUACAUAGUCAUUGAUGGACUCGAUGAGUGUCCUGGAGGGGACAGGGUGGAGAUCAGCAGCUUCUUCCGCAAUCUCGUGGAGUCCAUCCCUCAGGCUGAUAUGGACCCGAUCAGGUGUCUUUUCGUCAGCCAACAUGACGGAGUAUCUUCAGAGAGCUUCCGGGACAUUCCCACGAUCAAGAUCGAUGAUCAAAAUCGAGACGACCUGAGAAACUUUUCCCAAGUUUGGCACCGGAAACUCGAGACAAAAUUCGGUGAUUUGCGGGAUAGAAACUGCCACAUCUCCAAUAUCCUUACUGCGAGAGCUAAUGGCAUGUUCAUAUUUGCCGAACUGUUUGCCAAAUACCUCGAGGAUCAAUUCUCUCGCGACCAUCUCCUCAAUGAGUUGAACCCGGAUAGGUUUCCCGUCAAGUUAGAUCAUGUCUAUGAGCGCAUCCUGCGCCGCGUGCUUGACUCCCGGGGGGAACACAUUAUUAGCCCCCUGAAACAGAUCCUUGGAUGGAUUGUCUGUGCUCGUCGCUCGCUACGAUGGGCCGAAAUACAAGCGGCUGUCUCCAUUGACUUGGAGAGCGAGGGCAUUAAUCACGACAGGCAAAUAUCGGAAUCGCCAAAAGGGCUUUUCGCUUCCCUCGUAGAGAUACAUGCCGAUGGCACAGUGGAUCUGGUACAUGGGACUGCACGCGAAUACCUUGUGCGGACGAAAUUCAUCGACCCUCGUGAGGUCGACUACUCCCUUGCCAUGCUCAGCAUGUCAUAUCUCUCUCUUCCUCAAGUCGAUAAGGAGAGGAACAAGGAUGACAUUGAAGUAGACCUCAUCAAUGGUCUUCAUCCUUUCUAUGACUACGCUUCGACAUGCUGGGCCAUGCACCUCCAGAGCGGAAUAUCGGAUUUAGAACCAGGAGACAAGCUUGCGCAAUUGCAGGAAACCCUCGAGACCUUCAUUGAAGCACACUGGUCGUUGACCCACAAGCAACUAUCGGACUUGAAACGGAUCCAGAAAGCCCUCGCGCCCAUCCAAAGGUCGGAGCUAUUCGACAAGAUCACGGAGGCAGUCGGCUGGGCUAGAAAACAGACAGGCAAACACGGUCAAGGCCCGACCCAAGACGAAGCCCUCGACCUCUGGCAAAUUACCUCCAAGAUCCGAUCCGUGCUGGAGAACAUGCACGCGCAAGGCCACAACACGCCCGUCAUGCAGAAGUUCUACGGCAAGCACUGGUUUAAAUGUCCGCGCGUGAACUGCUACUCGUACCAUCACGGCUUCGCCACCCUCGCCGAACGGGAAGCUCAUGUCAACAGACACGACCGACCCUUUCUCUGCUUUGUCUCAAACUGCACCAUGCAGUUCUUCGGCUUCGUGGCCAAGGGCGACCUGAACAAACAUCUCUUCGAGUACCACGGAAUCGACAUGUUGGACGGGGACGACGAUGACGACGCCCAGUUCCCAGACCCUCCAAAACAUAAACCACCCAGUACCGCGAAAACCCCCGCCACCUUCGAGUGUUCCGAAUGCGGCAAGAAGUUCACUCGCAACCACAACCUCAAGUCACACCUGCGGGCGCACACAGGGCUAAAGCCCUUCAAAUGCAGCAUGUGUCCUGAGAGUUUCACCCGCAAGGAUCUCCGUGACCGGCACGAGCGCGGACAUGGCGACCGGAAAUUCACCUGCGUCGGCCUACUCCAGUACGGAGGCACCUGGGGAUGCCGGGCGACGUUUGCUCGGGCCGACAAGCUAGCUGACCAUCUGCGGAGCAGGAUGGGACAAAAGUGCCUAAAGCCGCUGGUGCUGGAGAAGCUCAAGGCGGGUGUGGACGAUUUGAGCAAUAUCUUUGGUGACCAAGUGGGCGAGAAUGCCGAUGACUUGCUGGCUGCUGGCAAGACUUUGCCGUCAUUCAAGGAGUUUCUGGAGCUCUGUAGGAUUGAUGAGUCAGAUAUUGGCUUGGAUAGCAGUCGCAGCUCGCCUGGAGGACCGACGGGGCAGUCAUGA